UGGGGAAUGCUACUUCUUGAAGAGAACACUUAGUUUCUUCAGAUUUUUACACAAUUGAACCUAAUCUGUUUUCAUGAUUGUGGCUUGAUAAGUUACCAUAGUGAUGGAGAAAGCAUUUUUGAAAGUGUAUUCAGGACUGAACUUCAUGGAAAAUCUAGAGCAGUGGUCAGCAAAUGGCAGCCCACGGACAGGGCUGUAUCAGGGGCUGAACGAGAGUGGGGGAUUCUCCGUAUGACCUUCAUAUAUUUCUUGCAAGUAAGCAGAAAAUGAAAUGUUUUAUAUGAGGCGCCGUUAGGGACAUAAUCACGGAAACACCUCACGCUUUAUACACUGAAAUCUCAAACCUUGCGCUCUACACACUGAAAUAUCUUGCAUGCUAUACACUGAAAACGUUAAACCUUACGCUCUACACACAGAAAUACCUCUCACUCUAUACACUGAAAACUUCUAAAUUAACAUUUAUGCCCACAGAAUUGGGGGCAAGCACAGUUAAUUUAAAAAAUCCAGUGAUUUAUAUAGCACCGUCAUUACAAAUGGGUCUAGGGUAUGCUCUCUGGUUGUGGGUGUGUUGUGUUUUUAACUGAAUGCAAUUCCAAUAGAUCUCUUAGACCUUGAGGGUUAGGCUGUAUUGAUAGAGGCUGUUACAGUUCCAGGACUGAGGUGCUGCAGCACUGUUGAGCAUUUGUCAGACAGUCAUGAUGGUGAAGGGAAAUUUACGCUGGAUGGCUUUUGCCAACUUCCAUUCCCUCAGAGUUGUAACUGGAAAGGGGACCGAUCUGCGAGGAGGUCCUGUGCGUAGCUGCCACAGCACCACCAACCCCUGCCUCUCUCCUGCUGCCCGCGGUACAGUCAGGUCCUAUGAUGAGAUUCCAGGCAACUGGAGGAACAGCCUGGCCAAUCUGUAUACUUUCUGGAAAUUGAAUGGGUUUAAGAACAUUCACCGGAUAAUGGUUGACAAUUUCAACACCUUUGGGCCCAUUUAUAGGGAGAAGGUUGGGUACUAUGAGAGUGUGAAUAUUAUCAACCCUGAGGAUGCUGCCAUCUUGUUUAAAGCAGAGGGACGCUACCCUAAAAGACUGACGGUGGAGCCCUGGACCUCCUACAGAGACUACAGGAACCGGAGAUACGGGGUCUUGCUGAAGAAUGGAGAGGAUUGGCGAUACAAUCGAGUCAUUCUGAAUAAGGAGGUGAUCUCUCCACAAGUGGUGGGGAACUUUGUGCCUCUCCUGGAUGAAGUGGGGCAGGACUUUGUCUCCCGGGUGCACAGGCAGAUUGAGAGGAGUGGGAAAGGAAGAUGGACGGCAGAUCUUUCACAUGAGCUCUUCAGAUUUGCACUUGAGUCGGUGAGCCAUGUGCUGUAUGGGGAGCGUCUGGGAUUGCUGCAGGACCACAUCGACCCUGAUACCCAGCAGUUCAUUGACUGCAUUACCCUGAUGUUCAAAACCACGUCACCCAUGCUGUACAUUCCCCCUGACCUACUGCGCAGAGUCGGGGCCAAGGUGUGGAGAGACCACGUGGAGGCCUGGGACGCCAUCUUCAGUCAUGCUGACCGGUGCAUUCAGAACAUCUACAGGAAGUUACGUCAGUCUCCUGCAAGUGAGGGGAAGUACCCUGGAGUCCUGGCUAGCCUCCUCAUGCUGGACAAGCUGUCCAUUGAAGACAUCAAGGCCAGCGUGACUGAGCUAAUGGCCGGAGGGGUUGACACUACUUCCAUUACCCUGUUGUGGACCAUGUAUGAACUUGCCAGAUACCCAGACCUGCAGGAACAGCUGCGAGCUGAGGUUCAGGAUGCCUGGGCCUCUUCACAGGGGGACAUGACCAAGAUGUUAAAGUCAAUUCCUUUGGUUAAAGGAGCCAUAAAGGAGACCCUGAGGCUGCACCCUGUUGCUGUGAGCUUGCAAAGGUAUAUAACUGAGGAUAUUGUGAUCCAAAACUACCACAUUCCAUCAGGGACUCUGGUGCAGCUAGGGCUCUACGCUAUGGGACGAAAUCCACAGAUUUUCCCCAGACCUCUGCAAUAUAACCCCUCCCGCUGGCUCAAAGGGGACAACCACUAUUUCAAAAGCCUUAGCUUUGGGUUCGGUCCCCGGCAGUGUCUGGGACGCAGGAUUGCAGAGAUUGAGAUGCAGCUCUUCCUCAUUCACCUCCUCCAAAACUUCAAAAUUGAAAAACAAAGGCAAGUGGACGUCGGGAGCACCUUUGAACUGAUCAUUGUUCCAGAUAAGCCGAUCUUACUAACCCUGCGUCCUCUGCAUUAGGAGAAGAACGUCAAUGACAAGACAAGGCUCUCAGGCUCCAUGUUCUUAUUUACUGUGCAGAGGGUAAGGUCGGCUUUGGUCCAGGAUUUCCACAGUACAGGCUGGUUGCUUUGAUUCUGGUUUAAAUGUUUUGAAAAACACUAGAAUAUUCUUUGUACAAUUCUGUAUUUGCUCUACCUUGACACAGUCAUAACAAAAGUUCAACACUAAUUAUCUAUAUGGCCACUGUAUGUUAGAGGUUAUUAAAGCUAUUUCUAGAUGUCAAACAGUGGCCAAACAUGUAUUUUAUUUUUCAAUAAUGAUACAGUGAUAACUGGAUAAGAAGUGUACAUUUUUUUCAGUAACGUAACCAUGUCGAAACAGCUCAUUUUGUGUUGGUUAAUGAGCUAAGCCAGUGCUUAGAGAGUUCAUGAUAUUGUUAAAAGUUUUAGAUUUAAGUUUACUUGUUUUGAUACUGUUACUGAACUUCUUAGUCCAACCCAUGUACUGUAAAUAAAUGACUACGCAACAAUUAACAUUAACCCUUUUUAGAAAUGUUUAAGACCAAAACAGUAACAUGGCACAAACAAUUAACAUUCACGUUUUUUCAUUAAAUUUGCCCCAAGAAAUGGCUCAGAAUGGGGAGCCACAGCAGUGACACACU
Polyodon spathula (Mississippi paddlefish) is the source of this 2901-nucleotide messenger RNA. Its product is annotated as cholesterol side-chain cleavage enzyme, mitochondrial-like. The record is from RefSeq and is a predicted model, not a curated record. The transcript has 9 exons. Gene Ontology annotation, cellular component: mitochondrial inner membrane. The coding region runs from base 696 to 2258 and encodes 520 amino acids. Gene Ontology annotation, biological process: C21-steroid hormone biosynthetic process; glucocorticoid biosynthetic process; cholesterol metabolic process. Gene Ontology annotation, molecular function: iron ion binding; oxidoreductase activity, acting on paired donors, with incorporation or reduction of molecular oxygen; heme binding. NCBI's taxonomy places the organism in Eukaryota, Metazoa, Chordata, Actinopteri, Acipenseriformes, Polyodontidae.